Cylas formicarius (sweet potato weevil) is the source of this 3224-nucleotide messenger RNA. RefSeq names its product limbic system-associated membrane protein-like. Gene Ontology annotation, molecular function: protein binding; axon guidance receptor activity. Gene Ontology annotation, cellular component: plasma membrane; axon; neuronal cell body. The coding region runs from base 218 to 1771 and encodes 517 amino acids. Gene Ontology annotation, biological process: synapse organization; homophilic cell-cell adhesion. The record is from RefSeq and is a predicted model, not a curated record. The transcript has 9 exons. NCBI's taxonomy places the organism in Eukaryota, Metazoa, Arthropoda, Insecta, Coleoptera, Brentidae.
UCUAUUUCGGCUCUACUACGACCCGCUCCUUGGUGGUGGUUUGUUAAGCUCGCGUUUUACGUCGCGCGUAAUUUACGAUCUUUUUUUGCGGCUAUGCGUUUUUGGUGACGCGAAAAGAAUACUUUUUUUUCUGAUCCGAGGUGGACUAUGGUCUGCGACGUUUAGUGGCGUCGGACUGUGUUCUUUGUUCUUCAGGUGGUACUACUCUGAAAGCGACAUGUUUGGGAACGUCGUAGCAGUCAUGGCGGGGCUGGCCCUUUUGGCCGUGAAAGGAUUCGAAUCGGUGCCGCAGAGUAACGAGCUCGACAUGAUCCCCGAGGGCAAACCGCCUGCCUUUGUGACUCCAGGUCAGACUUACCGGAUCGCUACCGGAAGUACGGUUGUCCUGCCUUGCAGGAUAACGCAGCCGGGAAGCUACGUGCUGGCGUGGAAAAGGGGCAUAGCGGUGCUAACCGCGGGUCCUGUCAAAGUGACACCCGAUCCUAGGGUUCGGUUGUUACCUUCGCCGGCAGUGGGUGCUUCGGUGUCCGGAUCGGGUGUACCCGGAAUCCCGGAACUAUCCGGAGGCGGGUACAGUUUGGAGCUGAAAGACGUCAAGCCUCAAGAUGCUGGGGAUUAUGUUUGCCAGAUAGGAACCAUGGAACCAAGGGAGAUUACUCAUACAUUGGAGAUACUAGUUCCGCCAAGGAUCCACUACGUGUCGCACACCGGCCCGUUAGAGGUGGCCCAAGGAGCGACUGUGAAAAUGGAAUGUCGGGCAUCGGGCAACCCUGUACCGGUCGUGUCCUGGACUCGUAAAAACAACGUCCUUCCGAGCGGCGAGAGGAGCGUUAAUGGCCUGUCGCUGGUCAUCCAACAUGCUGACAGACAUUCGGCCGGACAAUAUCAGUGCAGCGCGGACAACGGGGUCGGACAACCGGACACUAAGCACAUCACGCUCAAAGUUUUAUACCCUCCCGAGGUGGAGACCGAACGAUCUUACGUACACACGGGAGUCGGCCUCGAAGCCCAAUUGGUUUGUCUCGUGCAUGCCGAACCCGGGCCACAGGUUCUAUGGUUCAAAGAUACCGCCCAGCUGGGUACCACUGAACAACACGCCACCCAAGCGAGGGGUAACAGAUACACCCUCGUCAUUCGCAACGUAACUAUGGCGGAUUUUGGAAAUUACAGCUGCGUCGCGAGCAAUAUGCACGGUAAAUCCAGGGGCAAUCUGGAACUUACUGGAACCGCUAGCACGGCGCUGUUUGACUCGCCGUCCUUAGGACCCGAUAAAGACCAAUACAACAUAUCGUGGUCCGUAAACAGCCACGCGUCGGUCAUCGAGUACAAACUGUACUACCGGCAGCAACCGAGGCAUCACCAUUCUCACUACCAGGACGAUAUAAGAGCCAACAACACCAGGAUCGGGUUCAGGAACGAUUGGAACAACGUCAUUAUACCAGGAUAUGGUGUAACUAGCACGUACUUGGGUUCGGUACCCGCACCGUAUCCAGGAGUCACGCGUCAGAGGAUGUCUUACAUCAUAAGGAACCUGCAACCGGCAACUACGUACGAAGCUAGAGUUCAGGCCAAGAACGAGCACGGCUGGAAUAAGAUGUCACCCGCUUUCCAUUUUACCACGAGGUCUAACGACAUGGAGAACAUGGUGGAACCGUCAGCUCAGCCAGCAGUCUACGGCAUAAGCCAGCAGGGCAUGGCGGGGUACGGUACCAGCGGGACAUCACGUAUUACGUAUUCGGCGGUCCUCAUGCUGCUGAUCCUGCUCAUCUAAUGGAUUCGAACGUGAGCAAUUUCAUACCAAAGUGUUUCUAGUUUCCGUUGAACGAUUGUGAUAAAACGCGCGUAGUGGGAACUGUGCUUGUGGGGUAUUCCAAAAGACCGUUAAUUUAAGUGUUACCGAUCGGUGUGUAGUACUAAUUGUUCAUCAAUUUCCACUUAAAGAGCACGUUUAUCGACGUAUAUAGUGUGCAAAGAUAUUUUUCUUAUCCGUAUUAUUAUGACAGCCGUUCCUUUAAAUCGGAACUUUCCGAGUUACGCGUCGUAGAUAUGUCUUUCUGUCGCUCUUAAAUUUCGCCACAUGGUCAUUGAAUGUUUGUACAGAAAUCACCUUUACGUAUAUUGAGCUGCAUUUUCCUUUUGACGCAUAGACGUCGUCGCCGGCACGUUCUACUUUUUCGGGUUUUAACGUUAUUCGCGGCUACGGCGACGAGUUUUCAUAAUACCGGAGUAUAUGACGAGCACUUAUUCAUCGAAAAUUUGAACCGCAGCACUAUAAUAUAUUCUGACAUGAAUGUGGAGAAAAUCGUAUAUGCCGCUGCCUGAUAAAGAUCAAACAAAUGUUAUUUUUAAAGGAUUUAAAAAAUCAUAGAAUAUGUGGUGCAUUAACGCACCACUGGGACAAAAUGGGUUAAAAUGGUUGGAAGGUCGACGUGAUUUUGUUGUGUCUGUAUUUACUAGUGGAUCAAUUAUUGAGAAUGUAUUUUUUUCUAGGAGUAGUGGAUAAGGAAAUAUGAUUUCUGAACUGAGGUGGCUUUUACUUGAUGAAAAUCCAUUCAUCAAAAUAAAUAAGAACUAAAAGUUCAGGUUUUCCCGAAAUUAUAUAUUUUGACAUGACAAUUGUUUCGACAACACCGUGUGAAAUAUAUAAUUUGGUGAAAAUCUGAACUUUUAGUUCCUAUUUAUUUUUUUACACGAAGAUAUUUCAUUUUGCUAAAUCUUUUCAUUAUUUUAAAAUAAUGCCUUGCCGUUUCUCCUUAAAAUCACUAUUUGCAAAUAUUUGGUUUUGUCCAUUUCCAUGUCGAAAUAUACAGUGGCGGUGCCGCCGAGCUUUCAUGACCCAGGAGGUUACGACUCGCACUUGUACAUCAAAAUUUCGCCUCGGCUGUCCGAAUACGGUAUCCGUUCCGGCGUGAACGAGUCAAUCUUUUCGAUGGAAAAGUUUUCCUGUUUUCAAAUCGACUUUCCCGGACAGAUUUAAGGACGGAAAUAUUUUAAAAGUUCGUAUCGCGCGAAAAGUUUGACGUCCGUACGGAAUUUUCUCCGAGGAAACGCCGCGCCGUCGUUGCCGUCGCAUGCCACAUUUUACACACACUCUAAAAGUCAUUUUUGUAAAUAAAGACUGAACUAUUUUUGUAACGGUGCAAUAAGACGUUUUUCCGUUCGUUUUUUCGUUUGUACGAUGUCAUUAUAUGAAAUUAAUGUAAAUAAAGCUUACAUUGUGUAUA